AUGGGUGGAUGCUGUGCUUUUAAGUGCACAAAUAGCACCACAAAAGGCCAUCGUAUGUUGCGCGUUCCCUGGAACGCAGAAAGACAGAAGCAAUGGGCGAUUGCAAUCAACCGACUGGGCAAGGACGGCAAGUUUUGGAUGCCAUCGCUCAACAGCCGGCUAUGUAGCGAGCUCUUCAUCAGCGGAUCUAGCAGCGACGACCCAGCAAACGUGGACUACGUACCGAGCAUUUUCCGCCCCAGCCAGAAGCUGAGCGAGAAAUGCGACAAGGCGAUUGAGAGCCACAAACGCCGAUGCCGUGUUGCCGAAAAACGUAGCACCGCUGCGGCGGCCGCCCCUGAACCAACCGCUUUGGAACAACAAGUUCCCGCAGAGGAUGGAACCGAAGUGGACAUGGACGUUGGUUAG
This is a messenger RNA of Ornithodoros turicata, 408 nucleotides long. RefSeq lists its product as uncharacterized. NCBI's taxonomy places the organism in Eukaryota, Metazoa, Arthropoda, Arachnida, Ixodida, Argasidae. Bases 1 to 408 code for a protein of 135 amino acids. The record is from RefSeq and is a predicted model, not a curated record. The transcript is spliced from 3 exons.